AUGGGAUUCAACCCUCAACAAUUGCAGUUUGUUGUUGCUGUUUUUGCUCUGCGAGCAAUGACGAAAUCUACAUGGGAUAAGAAGGUUGAAGUUUAUAGGAAAUGGGGAUUGUCUGAAGAAGAGAUCUGUUUGGCUUUUAGAAGGCAUCCAUGGUGUAUGAUGCUUUCUGAGGAUAAGAUUAAUGGUGCAAUGGAUUUUUUUGUCAACAAAAUGGGAUGCGAAUCAUCUUUCGCUGCUAGAAGACCACUUGUACUUUCACUUAGUUUGAAGAAGAGGAUUUUGCCUAGAGGCUAUGUUUAUCAAGUUUUGCUGUCAAAGGGUUUGAUUAAGAAACACGGGAAUCUUCAUUUGUUCUUUGGGUCUUCUGAACACCGUUUCAUAGAAAAAUUCAUCAACCCUCAUAAGGAGCAGAUUCCUGGAUUGUUGGAGUUGUAUGAGCAGAUGAGAACAGAUUCGAUCACUAUGAAAAUUUAA
Molecule: messenger RNA, 474 nt
Organism: Cucumis melo (muskmelon)
Lineage: Eukaryota; Viridiplantae; Streptophyta; Magnoliopsida; Cucurbitales; Cucurbitaceae
Exons: 1
Coding region: 1-474 (157 amino acids)
Biological process (GO): regulation of DNA-templated transcription; chloroplast organization
Cellular component (GO): chloroplast
Molecular function (GO): double-stranded DNA binding
Source: RefSeq, a predicted model, not a curated record